Messenger RNA from Cavia porcellus (domestic guinea pig), 2063 nucleotides. It is a transcript of the gene Crcp, whose product is annotated as CGRP receptor component. Bases 603 to 827 code for a protein of 74 amino acids. The transcript is spliced from 8 exons. The record is from RefSeq and is a predicted model, not a curated record. Gene Ontology annotation, biological process: transcription initiation at RNA polymerase III promoter. Gene Ontology annotation, molecular function: nucleotide binding. Gene Ontology annotation, cellular component: RNA polymerase III complex. Lineage: Eukaryota; Metazoa; Chordata; Mammalia; Rodentia; Caviidae.
GCUUUCCCGGCCUGCAUCAGGGCUUUCCCGGCUUGCACCACGGCGCGCAGAGCGGCAGCUAGGGCGCUCGACGCGGAAGGUGGGCGCGGCGGUGGCAGAGCGUGACCUCCUUGUCCGAGAUAAGGCGAGACGACAUGGAAGUGACCAUGCUAUAUAGUCUGGACUUGCCCGAACUUUCCUCAGCUCUCCUGCCUCAGCCUUCCAAGUGUGCCACCACACCUAGCUUAUCCCCGUAUUUGCUCAACCAUUCUGCUUGGCUUUCCUUCUCAUUAGUCUACAAAAUGGUUUGUGAAAGAUGCAAAUUCUGCACUGCUCAGUAACUACGAGGUGUUCCAGUUACUGACUGAUCUGAAAGAUCAGCGUAGAGAAAGCGGGAAGAUGAAGCAUAGUGCAGGGCAGCAGAACCUGAAUACCAUCACCUAUGAGUGGGAAGAGUCUGGCCAGUGGCAAGAAUUAGUUAUUCACAGAGAUACAGACUCCUUGGAAACACUGUUUGCAAGUUGGGGAUCCCCACCUGGAAGCCCACUCUGACAUUAAAAUACUUAUCAAAAACUCCGUGCAGACACCAGAGUCCUGAGAUUGUCAGAGAAUUUCUCACAGCAAUGAAAAGCCACAAACUGACCAAAGCUGAGAAGCUGCAGCUGCUGAACCACAGGCCAAUGACUGCCGUGGAGAUCCAGCUGAUGGUGGAGGAGACGGAAGAGCGGUUCACGGAAGAGGAGCAGAUCGAAGCGCUUCUCCACACCGUCACACACAUCCUGCCUGCCGAGCCAGAGGUGGAGCAGAUGGCCAGCACCGAGGCUAUGGAGGAGGAGGGCCCGGCCUAGGGAGCCCGGGCAGUGGGUGUAGAGGGUCCAGCCGCCUCUGGACCAUUCAAAGGAUUGUUUGUUUGCUUCCCCGCCUCAAUCCCAACUGCCUGCUUUCAUGGUUAGUUGGGAGAAACCACAGAAAUAAAGUGAAUAGAGACAGUUAGACCUGGAGAAGAAACACAGUGAAGCCAGACUGAGGUGAAGGGGCGGGGUGCUGGAGGGAAGACAGUGACUGGCCUUUGCCACACGCGGGAGCCCUGUGUGUACUCAGACGCGUGGCCCUGGUGAGCUGCAUCGUGACUGCCUUCAUCUGCUUUCCUGGAGCUCCAGGCAGCACGAGUAUGAAAGCCUGGUUAAAAGCUCAGCACCCAGAGUGUCUGGUGUUGCUGGAGGUUAGGGUGAGCCUGAAGGAAUUUCCUGACAGUGGCCAUGGAAAUGCAGAUGAGCGGAGGCCAGGUAUGGCCAGGCUGCCGCCAGGCCUUGCCUAUGGACUCACUGACUGGUCCUAGGUGUUCACCACUGGCUCUCCAGACCGCAGGACUGCUGCAUCAAGCACACCGGGGCUUCCAGAGCGCCCCAUUUCCUGUCCUGAGCCAGCCCCUGGUUGGGCAGAAGGUGGCACAGACCAUGGAAGGCUCACUGCAUAAGCAAAAUCAUUUGCCUCUUUGAAGGGCAUCAUUAGGCUGUUCUUUCAUGAACAGAGCAGGAAACCCAAGAGCAACUAAUUUGUGUUUGCUGUUACAAGGCUGCAUCUGUUUUGAAUUGAAAACACUAAUUACUGCAUGAAGACCUAGUCAGGCUUCCCAAAGUUUAGAACUUGCAGGCAUGUGGGCGACCAUCUGCAAUCACUGCUUCCUGUUUGGGGAGGGAAACACCGGUGAAUACUGAUCCUCCCAUUGGUGUGCAUUUUGGCCUAAAAUUUCUGGGCCUUGAGUAACUUCUAGUCCCCUUGUGAAUCCCAGUUUAUUUCAAGCCACCUCCCUACACAGUUGACCUCUGUCGCUGACUUUACAGAAUAGCUGAAGUCUCUAGAGGCAGUGUCAGCGCUGCAGGUUAGGGUUAAAUCUCUCUCAAGUGUGAGGUGUGAACGGAUUUUAACCUCAUUAAAAAUGUAUUAGAUGGUUUCUCUUGAUGGAUUUAAGGCUUACACAGUGAGCAAUUGCUUCCAGCUGUUGUCAACUUUUGCUUUUUCUUUGAAGAAUUUGCAUUAUCAUAGAUUGAGAAAUAAAAGGACAUCUGACUUAAAAGCUAAAA